AUGACGGUGAUGCCAUGGGAACGCGGACUGGAGGUCACCAAGGGCAAGCUGCAGGCGGAAGGGGAGGAAGGGAGGCAGCAGGCGGGCGGCUGGUUUUUGUCGGAUCGAUGGGGGAGGUACGACGGCAAAGAACCCUGGAUUCUGGCGCGUCCCCAGCCCCGGUCCCCGCCCGACCGAUCCCACCCAAAACCUUUCGCUAACUUAGAAGCGGCAACCCUGGCUCGGUUCCCAGGACUGCACCCAAGCCGCAGCGGCCGCCACCUGCGGUCGCGGCGGCCAGCAGGGCUCCCUCGAGGAGUCCCGUCCCAGUCCCCACGGACCCGCGGUCCCUCGGGGCCGGGUCCCGCGGGCAGGCCGCGGAGCCGCGGCGAGCCGGGAGGCGGCGCGCGCACGCGGGCCUCGACCUCUGCCCCCGUCGCCCCACGCAGGGACGGGACAUUCCGCUCCUCCGCUGGCCCGGGGGCGGGGGGUGGGACCCUCCGAUCCCGGGCGCACAGGCGACGCCUGAAUCCGGGACGCUGGGAGCCGCGUUCCGGGAAUCGCGGCCGUCAGGCCCCGCCCUUCGCCGUGCGCAGCCCCCGGGCCAGUGGCCUGGCGCGCCCCGCCCGCGGGGGCCAAUCAGCGCGCAGGGCCCCGCUCGGGGGGCGGGGGUGGGGGCGGAGUCGGGGGCGAGUCCCGCCCGGGAGGAGGGCCGCGUGCCGCGUCUGCGGGGAGGACGGAGCGGGCCGCAGAGGGGCGGUGAGCAGGGGACGCCGGGCGCAGCCAGACCAGCGGCCCGCGGCCGCCCUGUCGACGGGCCGGACCGGGCCCGGCGCCGAGGGGACUCGGCUGCGGAGACCCGAGAGCGAGGCGCCCGCCGGAGGUGAGGAGGCCGGGGCCGAACGCGGGGCCGCGCCGCGGGGCGGGGGGGUGAGGGCGCGGGCGCAGGCGCGGCUGGACGGCCUGCGACCUGGCGCUUCGGGGGCCGCCCGCCUGGCCGGCCGGGAGGGCGGCGCCCCCGCCGGGAGCCGCCGAUCCCCGCCGGGAAAUCCCCGCAUUCCUCGGAACCGGUCCCGCAUUCCUCGGAACCGGUCCCGCAUCCGGAUCGGAGCCCGCAUCUCUGUCCCCGGGAACCUCCGCGCGGAGCGCGUCCCUCCGUGCGCCGCCCAGCCGCUGGCCCGCACACAGACGGCGGACGCGUCCACUCGAGCACACACACUCACCGAACACCCCCCCAGCUCCUUUGAGGAUUCUGCCCCCUUUGGGUUACGAAUCCCCACUUUCCCCGUCCCGGGCCGCUCAGCCUCCGCUUGGGUUACAGGCCAGGCCCUCGGCCCCCUUCCCUCCGGAGCCGAGUGUCUCUGGCUCCGACUUGCGGAGCUCACAUGCCUCCUCUCUGCAGUGGCCCCUCCCGGGCCCAGAGCUGCUCCUGCUUGA
Messenger RNA from Phyllostomus hastatus (greater spear-nosed bat), 1416 nucleotides. RefSeq names its product collagen alpha-1(I) chain-like. The coding region runs from base 1 to 1416 and encodes 471 amino acids. NCBI's taxonomy places the organism in Eukaryota, Metazoa, Chordata, Mammalia, Chiroptera, Phyllostomidae. The record is from RefSeq and is a predicted model, not a curated record. The transcript has 2 exons.